Messenger RNA from Gordionus sp. m RMFG-2023, 1428 nucleotides. RefSeq lists its product as uncharacterized. The transcript has 2 exons. The record is from RefSeq and is a predicted model, not a curated record. Gene Ontology annotation, molecular function: catalytic activity. NCBI's taxonomy places the organism in Eukaryota, Metazoa, Nematomorpha, Gordioida, Chordodea, Parachordodidae. Bases 1 to 1428 code for a protein of 475 amino acids.
AUGAAUCUUAAUCCCCCCGUUAAAACUAUGCUAAACGGGUCCCUUUUCUUAUCCUCCUUAAAUAUUAAUGGCAUCAAAGACAAAAUGUCAAUUCUUAUGACGCUAUUAUCAAAUGACUCUACCGACAUAAUAGGAUUACAGGAAACCCACUCCCCCGACAACCAUUCGGCCCAAUUUACAAAUUAUAUAUACUAUAGCUCUGGAACCACGAUCAAUAAAUGGUCAGGUGUGGCCUUCCUUAUCAAAAAUAAGCUCAAAAAAUACAUUAUAAAAUUUGUCCCUAUAACCGAAAGAAUUGCUGUACUAUACCUGAAUACCGCCUACAAACCCACCAUCCUCCUCAAUGUCUACGUCCCCCCUAAACUCACAGAAAGAAUGUUAUUCCUAGAACAUCUAGAUAACAUGAUAAGCUCUUUACCAAAAAGAUACAAUAUCAUAGCUAUGGGAGAUUUCGAUACUAAGAUAGGUCAUGACAUAACAUACAAAGUAAGCAAAACUAUAGGCCAUACAACAGUAUAUAGCAGCAACGAUAAAGAUGGAAAAAAACUACUCCAAAUAUGUUUUGAUAACAAUCUAAAAAAAAAAAACACGUUCUUCAAACAUAAACCUCCUCACCUCAUGACCUUCACAAGAGGUGGCCACUCCUCCCAGAUCUACUUCUUCCUAUCUAAUAUCCAUAACUGGUUUGCAGAUGUAAAGGCCAUCCUAAACAUAAAUAUAUCAGAUCACAAACUAAUCAAAGCACAUAUAAUAAUACGAAGCUUAACUAGGACUAUUCAGUCCUUCCCUACCAAACCAUUAGAGGAAUGUUGGUCAGACUUCAAAAAUUCUAUUUUCCACGCCUACAAUAACCUCAACCAUAGCCAAAUACCAAAAAGAGAAUGGCUCUCAGUAAAUACAAAAAACUUAAUCCUAUCGAUAAAAAACGAUAGCAGCCGCAAUUUAGAACUAUGGAAACGCAUUCAGAGAUUACUACGUAGUGAUCGUAGGAUCUUCUUAGCAAAGAGAGCAGAAGAAAUAGAAAUGGAUAUGAGAAACAACAAAACUCAUGACGCCUACAAAAAGCUCAAACACUUCUGCAAACCAGCAUGCUUUAAGAAAUUACCAAUACUUAAUUUACAAGGAGGUAACAAAUACACAGACCCUGAAGAGCAAAUGGCCAUCUGGACAGACUUCUAUAUGUCAGCCUUUGAGUCCAGGAUCCCUUCCAAGAUAGUGAGCCCCCAACAGACAAUCUUGCCAUUACCCCACGCCGAUUUCUCCCUCACAGAAAUUAACAGAGCCAUAAACAAACUAAAAAACAAUAGAGCUCCCGGCUCUGAUGGGAUCAUAAAUGAACACAUGAAAGCCGCUCCAGAAAGCAUUUCUAAAUAUCUAUUAGCCAUAUUCACAAAAAUAUGGCAUUCAGGCAAAACCCCAGAUGAUUGA